Scheffersomyces amazonensis is the source of this 1827-nucleotide messenger RNA. Its product is annotated as putative allantoate permease. Gene Ontology annotation, molecular function: transmembrane transporter activity. Gene Ontology annotation, biological process: transmembrane transport. The record is from RefSeq and is a predicted model, not a curated record. Gene Ontology annotation, cellular component: membrane. Bases 1 to 1683 code for a protein of 560 amino acids. The transcript has a single exon. Lineage: Eukaryota; Fungi; Ascomycota; Pichiomycetes; Serinales; Debaryomycetaceae.
AUGGCUUUAGACGAAAAGUUUUCAAACUCUAAGACUUCCGAAGAAGUUUCUGACUCCAAAGGAGUUGAAUUUACAUUAAAUGAUGAGAAAAAGGUUUUAGUUACUACUGAAAUCGAAUCUAUUGCUUCAACUUUAGAUUCACAAUUAGAUAAAAACCCUUUCUUAGACCCAGUAGUCGCAGAACAUUACCGUGAAGUGUAUGAGAAGUCUAAAUAUGAAUGCAGAGGGGUAUUUGAUCCACACUUUGAAUGGGAGCCUGAAGAAGAGAAACGUCUCGUCAGAAAGUUAGAUAUCAGGGUCGCUUUUUCAGCUUGUCUUAUGUUUGCUUCCUUACAGAUUGAUAGAGGAAAUCUUAGUCAAGCUGUCACAGAUAAUAUGUUAAAUGAUUUGAAUUUAACAACAAACAAUUAUAAUACUGGAAAUACUAUUUUUCUUGUAGCAUUUUUGUUAGCAGAAUUACCUUCUCAAAUCAUUUCAAAGGCUUUGGGUCCAGAUGUUUUUAUUCCGAUUCAAAUAUGUACUUGGAGUAUAAUUGCUAUGAGUCAAGGUGCUUUGAAGGGUAAGACUUCCUUUUAUGUUACAAGAGCACUUAUUGGAGCAGUUGAAGGAGGUUUUAUUGCUGAUUUAGUUUUAUGGUUAAGUUAUUUCUAUACCAGUAAAGAGUUGCCUAUAAGAUUAUCGUGGUUUUGGACUACAUUAUCUACUGUCUCAAUCAGCAUAUCUUUAGCUGCAUUUGGUAUUUUGAGACUUAGAGGAGUUCUGAAUUUGGAAGGAUGGAGAUGGUUAUUUAUUAUUGAAGGAGCAAUAACCUUACUUGUUGGUAUAUUAUCCUUUUACCUUAUGGUUCCUUCAGCAGUACAAACAAAGAAUUGGAUGCAUCCGAAAGGAUGGUUUACAGAAAGAGAACAAAAAAUUGUAGUUAACCGUGUUUUGAGAGAUGAUCCAAGUAAAGGAGAUAUGCAUAAUAGACAGCCAUUAACACCACGUAUGAUUUGGAAAUCAUUGUCAGAUUAUGAUUUGUUCCCUCUUUAUAUUAUUGGAAUUCUUGCCUAUGCUCCCACAGCAACAUUAGGUGCUUAUCAAACAUUAAAUUUAAGACAAUUAGGAUUUUCUACAUUUAAUACUAAUUUAUUAACUAUUCCAGGUGAUUUCAUACAUAUUGUAUUGUUAUUAAUAAUUACUUGGGUUUCAGAAAGAGUUAAUGAUAGAGCUUUGAUUUGUCUUGUUUUACCCAUUUACUCUGUCCCAUUAGUUGGAGUCUUAGCCUUCUGGAAAGGUACUAUGAAAGAUGUUUGGGGGACUUGGGCAGUUACCACAUUAGUCUUGGGAGGACCAUAUAUUCAUGCCAUAUUGGUUGCUUGGGUGUCUAGAAAUGCAUAUUCGAUUAGAAGUCGUUCUGUGGCAAGUGCUGUCUAUAAUAUGGCAGUUCAAUUAGGAUCGAUUUAUGCCAAGAACAUUUAUAGACAAGAUGACAAGCCCCUUUACAGAAGAGGUAAUAGUCAACUUUUUGCCUUAUCUUUGACAAUGUUCCCUAUAAUCAUAGGUACCAAAUUUUAUUACAUUUAUAGAAACAAACAGAAAGAUAAUAUCUGGAAUAAAAUGACAACUGAACAAAGAGAAGAUUAUAUUCGGAAUACCAAAGAUGAAGGUAAUAAAAGAUUGGAUUUUAGGUUCACUCAUUAAAAUUUCCAAUUUGAGCUUUUUUAUAUAACUAUGCUAGAUUGUUCUAUGCAUUUAUGUGAUACAAUUAUAUAUUCUAUAAUAUUCUAACAUUAUGUUUUUGACUCAAGAGUAAGCUUGGCUUUGUAGACCCCCUUAAGGUACACA